AUGGGGAAAGCAAGGGAGGACUACCUUGCCGAGAGCAUCCUGGAGGCUACUGCAUACAUCACCUAUAUCGACCAGGGAGGAACGGAGGCUGGAUGGAAUCAGUUGUCACCUGAAGAACGAAAUCAACUCAGAGUGAUCAAGGAUCCUGUCAAAUUCCUACAAGGAAGUGAUUGGUGCUUCGAGGAUUUCCAAAUGGACCCUGGGUUGUCACGUCGACCUGUGUGGAAUGACCUCCCUCUGAUCUUCCUAGGCUACACGGUGAAGAUUUCGAUAGAGGACACACAACGUGAUAGGUGCAUGCAACAGUGCAUCGAGCAUCUCCUUUUGCAGAAUUACAUGGUUCCCAACAGCUUGCCUGACAGCAGUGAAUGCCAUAUUGGUCACUUGCUACAUGGAAUGGUCACACUGGUCAAGAAAUACCACAGCUCAAAAAGUCCCUGGACUCGCAACGUUUGCAUUUUGGACUUGUCAGAUGCAAAGAAAUCCAGGCUUCAGAAUUUGGUCCUCGACGACAUCGCCUUAGUAUUUGUCAUAGCGUCCUCACGAUCACAUUGGGCACUAGCUGCUGCACAUGAAGCUGAUGCUCGUGUGGUGAUCUAUGAUGGAAAGCAAAACAAUUUCAUUCAUCAGAAGGUGUUGGACUGGGCCAAGCAGGUUGUGGAAGGCGAAUGUGACAUCGUCUACGCAGACGUGCCUAGCCAGAGAGACAACUGGAGCUGUGGACAACGAGUGCUCUUGGCUACCGAGUACAUUCUUCAGGAAAUCUUCAUCAACCGCGAAAGUGCCCUUCCUUUGGUUCUGCCCCACGACUUUGCAUCGCAGGAGAAUAUUCAACGCUUGAGCACUUCAACACUUGAGAUGGGACCUCCAAUAGAAACCAAGAAAGAGUCCAUGCCUGCGCAGAAGUCCCAGCCCAAGCUCAUCAAGCGGCAGCAGACUGAGGCAGCGCAGCCCAGUGAGUCAGUGUUCAAGCGACAGAAGGCUGAGCCAGCGCAGCCCACUGAGCCAGAAUUGAAGCGACAGAAGGUUGAAA
Messenger RNA from Durusdinium trenchii, 1033 nucleotides. Lineage: Eukaryota; Dinophyceae; Suessiales; Symbiodiniaceae. The record is from the annotation of a GenBank genome assembly.